Messenger RNA from Loa loa (African eye worm), 1973 nucleotides. Its product is annotated as zinc finger protein, variant 1. The coding region runs from base 12 to 1340 and encodes 442 amino acids. Gene Ontology annotation, biological process: endosome organization; mitophagy; aggrephagy. The record is from RefSeq and is a predicted model, not a curated record. Gene Ontology annotation, cellular component: amphisome; aggresome. Gene Ontology annotation, molecular function: zinc ion binding; protein kinase C binding; K63-linked polyubiquitin modification-dependent protein binding. The transcript is spliced from 9 exons. NCBI's taxonomy places the organism in Eukaryota, Metazoa, Nematoda, Chromadorea, Rhabditida, Onchocercidae.
GCUUCAGCAAAAUGGCCGCGAACAAUAUUGCUAACAUAAAGUGGAAUCACUUUGGCGUUUAUCGACGAUUCCAGUUACCUGUGGAUGUUGUCGGUGACCUGUACCGAUUGUUACUGGUUAAAAUCAAUACCGUAGUUCCUGACUUUAUGGGCAAAUUGGGAUGGAAAGACGAAGAUGGUGACAUAAUAUAUUUUUCAACUGACGAGGAAUUACGCAACGCACUUCAGAUUGCCACAAACAAUCAACUUCGCAUUCAAACUAUCGAAGAUCUCUCGCAACGUGAAAAAGAAAAAUCAAAAGACACGAAGAAAGAAAAUAAGAAAAUGAAAGAAAUCCAUCCGUUUGUUACAUGUAAUCGUUGCGACCAGCCGCUUUAUGGAAUUCGUUAUAAGUGUUGUGUUUGUGAUGACUUCGACCUGUGCGAAGAAUGUGAGAAAGAAGGAACACAUCCAGAUCAUGCUUUGAUUCGUUAUGCUACACCGCGAACACCGAAGGUUGAAAAUCUGCGUCCGAGACGCACCUGGCGACAAAACAGUCAUACUUUUGGUCAUCGCGAUACGUUCUUCCAGGAAGGGAUUUUUGGACGAACUGCUGCAGCUGCUGCUCACGCUAGUGCUGCAGCCAGUGCCGCAGCACAACAUGCUGCAAGACAUGCUGCAGCUGCUGCCACACAUUUCGCUGAUAAUACCAAAGAGAAUACAGAUGGACUUCCACCACAGUUCCGGGAAUCUGUGGCUCAAGGCAUGGAAUAUCUGAAAGAAGUCGGCUCGCAGAUUCAACAGGCACUUGCAAACUUUGGAAUUGAGGUUGACAUGGACGUACAGCAUGGUGGUGUUUCGGAGAAAAUUCCCAAAACCCAAGGAUCUACAACGAAAAAUGCUGCAGGAAAUAAUACAGCCAAUGAUGAGAAGGAAGAUGCACAAAAAACGGAUGAAAUAAACGUUUCGAAGAUUGGUGAGCCGGAUAGUGAGGACGGGAAACGGAAAAGUGAUGGUCCAACUGCUCAGAACGUUGAAGCGAUCGCGGACGAGCUAGACGUGCCACUGAAGAAGAUGCAUAUCUCGGAGCAUGAGGAGACAGAAAAAUUAGAACAAAAUUCGAAAGAACCAAUGCUUGAUGCUCUCGCUUCUUGCGAUGAUAUUUCUGAUGAAUGGACGAUGAUGGACAUCAGUAAUCCAAGCAGCAAAUGUCAAUCAAGUGCACCACUUUAUCCUGUUAUUGCUAAUGGAAAAUGUAUGGCUGGUACUCCGUUCAUAGUUCCACAACCUGGACCACACAAUCCACAUUGUUAUUUCAUCUACCCAGGUCCCGUCCCUUCUUACUUCUCCAAUGAUGGUUGAAGAGCUAAUUCAUCAUAGUCUCUAGCAGAUAUGUAAGGCGCAGUAUUUUGAAUUCAUCUCAAUUUUGCCUUUUUAAAUCGCACCAGAGCUUUUCAUAGUAAAAAAUUUGCAGAUGAGCAUGUUGCACUCUGUGUAAUACAGUUGGAAGGAAUGGGUUUCGAUAAUUGUAAUGGUUGGCUAACCAAACUUGCAGCGGACCUGAAAGGUGAUGUUAGUGCCGUUAUCGAGGAUAUGAAGAAGGAUCCUGUUUAUGCGAAGCAUUUCGAAAACGAUUUCUGAAAAUACUUCAUACUGAAAAAUAACAUGUAUCUUACUCCGCUUAUAUCUUUUCUUGGUUUGUAAACAUUAUUUGCAUUUUGUAUGUUUUCCGAACUUUUCCGUUUUAUUUUUGUAUCUUCACGUCAGUCGUAGACUAAUGUUCCAUAUUCGUCUUAGUAAACUGAUUCAAUUUGAGGCUGUUUUCAAGUGGCAAUACUUCACCGUAUAUCCUUGAAAAUUUGUUUUUAAUACAAAUUCGUUUUGCAGUCAACUAUUGACUAGUGGGAUCUAUCUUCUCUCAUACCAUAUUUUACUACUUCCUUUUCGGUGUAUCGUGAAGCCUCUGUUUGCUGUGAAUAAAUGCUUUAUAGAAAG